AUGGGAAUUGCAUUGAUCUGGUGCUUAGCGCUGAUCCUUAUCAAAUGGGUCGCUUCUAAGAGACGUGGAGCGAUUUCCUAUGACAGCUCUGAUCAGACUGCGUUGUACAUUCGUAUGCUAGGAGAUGUACGAGUAAGAAGUCGGGCAGGAUUUGAAACAGAGAGAAGAGGUUCUCAUCCAUACAUUGAUUUCCGUAUUUUUCACUCAAAUUCUGAAAUCGAGGUGUCUGUGUCUGCAAGAAACGUGAGAAGGUUGCUUAGUUUCCAGCGAUACCUGAGAUCUUCCCGUUUUUUCCGUGGUAUCACUGUUCCAAAUUCUUCAAAUAUUUUAGAUGAUGAUUAUAAUGGACAAGCAAAGUGUAUGCUGGAGAAGGUUGGAAAUUGGAAUUUUGAUAUUUUUCUUUUUGAUAGACUGACAAAUGGAAACAGUCUAGUCAGCUUAACCUUUCAUCUGUUUAAUCUUCAUGGACUAAUUGAACACUUCCAGUUAGAUACGAUGAAACUUCGUAGAUUUUUGGUUAUGGUUCAAGAAGAUUAUCACAGUCAAAACCCUUAUCAUAAUGCAGUUCAUGCUGCUGAUGUGACUCAGGCCAUGCACUGUUACUUAAAAGAGCCCAAGCUUUCCAAAUCUUUAACUCCAUGGGAUGUUCUGCUCAGUUUAAUAGCAGCUGCCACACAUGAUUUGGAUCACCCAGGUGUUAACCAACCUUUCCUAAUUAAAACAAACCAUUACUUAGCAACUUUAUAUAAGAAUACCUCAGUAUUGGAGAACCAUCACUGGAGAUCAGCAGUGGGGUUGCUGAGAGAGUCUGGUUUAUUUGCACAUAUGUCACUAGAGAACAGGCAGCUGAUGGAAAGCCAGAUAGGUGAUCUCAUUCUCGCCACAGACAUCAGUCAGCAAAAUGAGUAUCUGUCCAUGUUUCGAUCCCAUUUGGAUAGAGGAGACCUAUGUUUAGAGAAUGCGAACCAUCGACACUUCAUUUUACAGAUGGCUUUGAAGUGUGCUGAUAUUUGUAAUCCGUGUCGGACGUGGGAGCUGAGUAAACAGUGGAGUGAAAAAGUAACGGAGGAGUUCUUCCAUCAAGGAGAUAUUGAAAAAAAAUAUCACUUGGGUGUGAGUCCGCUUUGUGACCGACAGACGGAAACUAUUGCCAACAUCCAGAUUGGUUUUAUGACCUACUUAGUGGAACCACUGUUUGGGGAAUGGGCCCGGUUUUCAAACACCAGGCUGUCGCAGACAAUGCUCGGCCACCUGGGACUGAACAAGGCUAGCUGGAAGGGGGUGCAGAGGGAGCACUCCGGCGGCGGUGACGACGUUGACCCUGCUUUCGAGGAGAUGGACUCAGACAUAUUACCUCAGGAGCCUCGAUUGUCCUGACCUCAAUCUUCAUGACAAAACUGCCUCUUCUCUUGGUAUCUGCACGGUUGGAUUAAAGGAGGUACUUUUGCCUGCCC
Tauraco erythrolophus (red-crested turaco) is the source of this 1454-nucleotide messenger RNA. It is a transcript of the gene PDE7A, whose product is annotated as phosphodiesterase 7A. The record is from RefSeq and is a predicted model, not a curated record. Gene Ontology annotation, biological process: signal transduction. Lineage: Eukaryota; Metazoa; Chordata; Aves; Musophagiformes; Musophagidae. Gene Ontology annotation, molecular function: 3',5'-cyclic-nucleotide phosphodiesterase activity.